Molecule: messenger RNA, 423 nt
Organism: Moesziomyces antarcticus
Lineage: Eukaryota; Fungi; Basidiomycota; Ustilaginomycetes; Ustilaginales; Ustilaginaceae
Exons: 2
Coding region: 1-423 (140 amino acids)
Biological process (GO): DNA-templated transcription
Molecular function (GO): DNA-directed RNA polymerase activity; DNA binding
Source: RefSeq, a predicted model, not a curated record
AUGUCGUACCAGGCAAGACCGGCCGGAUCGGCACCGAGCGGUGGCGCGGGCAUGGGCGGUCUCGCCACUCGCAACCCGGUCAUGGAGUACAUCUGCGCCGACUGCGCUGCCACCAACGAGAUCCGCCCCAGAGAGCCCAUCCGAUGCCGAGACCAUUCGUUCGGACGCUUUUCCUGCGUAAAGCGGCUCGGUUUCGCUCCGACGGGCGCUGCCACAGCGGCUGCAGUUGGCUUGCACGGAGGUCGUGCAGAGUGCCAUUUGGCCGCAGCACCGCCGCUCGUAAGGCUUGCAUCACACCCUCUCAACAGCCCUGCAUCCGCACCCUACCUCGCCACUUCCAAUCAGGAUUCGACGGGUGCCCUUCCGCCGCCGUCGACUACGCUCGUCUUAGGCGGGUCGUUGCCUCUCGACUGCCCCACUUGA